GACGCGCCAGUCUCGGUGCAUGAUGAGGCAGUUGAGGCGGAGCAGUCCACCACCGCGUUCUUCACGGUGGCUGAGUUGGUGGAGGUAGAGGAGAAGCCGCUUGCAGUGAAGCUCCAGGAGAUGACGGAUGCCCUGGCCGCCUUGACCGGGGGCGGCAAGGUGAAGAAGACGCUGAGCUUCAACCCGGAGCUCGAGGUCCAGACGUUCGAGGGCAAGCUGUUGUGCAGGGCAACCUGA
Symbiodinium pilosum is the source of this 237-nucleotide messenger RNA. The record is from the annotation of a GenBank genome assembly. NCBI's taxonomy places the organism in Eukaryota, Dinophyceae, Suessiales, Symbiodiniaceae.